This is a messenger RNA of Periconia digitata, 1432 nucleotides long. NCBI's taxonomy places the organism in Eukaryota, Fungi, Ascomycota, Dothideomycetes, Pleosporales, Periconiaceae. The record is from the annotation of a GenBank genome assembly.
UAUGGCUCAGGUAUCGAAAUCAGUGCUUCGGCGUUUCAAUUCUAUUGUCGAGCGUGGGAACCUGGCAACGCCGUCUUGCACGCGUUAUCCGCCUCUAUUUGCCAGGCAUGCUCGUCUAAUCCACUGCAGCAGUCGCCGUUCUACCGAUGGUGUGUUUCGUGACCUCACAGCGCAGAGGGUGCGAACACCAUGGAUAGAGGCCCUUCGCAAGCAGCAGGCUGAAAGCAAGACCUCGGAAGCAGCCCCAGAAAAGCCGAGUGUUCCAAAGGACCGCGACUUGUCCCCAAAACGUAUGGAUGACAGCUAUCAUUCCGUCGUCCUGCCGCUCGCCCGGGAUCCAUGGCUCCUUGACACGUACCUCAAUUCUUCUGGCCACAUUCGUUUAGGAACCAUCUUUAUGGACUUGGACGCACUAUCGGGUGUAAUAGCGUACAAGCACACCGGCGAGGACGUGACUACGGUGACGGCGAGUUGUGAUAGGAUCGUGAUCAAACACCCUCUGACUGAGAUAUGUGACCUCGAACUAUCUGGGAGAGUGACUUACGCCACUGGGAGGUCUAGCAUGGAGAUUUCGAUGCAAGUCGCGAAAGCGCCCAAAGAGGGCGAGCAAAUUAAGAAUGAGGAUGUUCUAAUCCAGUGUACUUUUACAAUGGUUUCGCUCGAUACCAAUACCAGGAAACCUGUCAACGUCAAUCCGCUCAUCGCCGAAACCCCAGAAGAAAAGCGUCUUUACAACCUCGGUGAGCGCAAUUCGAAGAUUCGAAAACAGCUUAAGGAGAGAGCGUUGAUCAAACACACGCCCAAUGAUCUUGAGUCCGAUCUGAUCCACGCGUUCUGGCAAAAGCAGCUUCAAUACCACGACCCUUACGACGAAUUGCGUAAACCCGACAACGUCCAUUUCAUGGAUACCACGCGAUUGCAAACAGCCACCAUAAUGCAACCGCAGAAUCGCAACAGGCACCACUUCAUGAUAUUCGGCGGUUUCCUUCUCAAGCAGACUUUUGAAUUGGCUUUCACGACCGCAGCUGCUUUUGCGCAUGCCCGGCCUACUUUCGUCUCCCUUGAUCCCAGCACUUUCCAGAACCCGGUUCCCGUUGGUAGCAUAUUAUAUCUUACUGCAACCGUCGUGUAUACCGACCCACCGCUCAUUGGCGCCCCCGGAGAAAAGGUUGAUCCUGAUAGUCAAUACACUAGAGUGCAGGUGCGUGUAGACAGCAAGGUACGAGACGUUGAGCACGGACGAUCCAAGCCGACAGGGCAGUUCAACUACACCUUCAACGUCGAGAAGAACAUUCGAGUCGUCCCGCGCACGUACCAGGAAUACAUGAUGUAUCUCGAUGCACGACGCAGGGCAGAACAAAUCAAGGAGACAGUACAGGAAGAGGGUAUCGGACUUACUCCUGCGGUAGCAGAGCAAAGCAUCACAGAAUAG